UACCGGAAGUUCCCAAUUACCAUACGUUUGUAUCUUGACUUGGGACGACAUCUGAUGUCGAAAUUGAGCCUUCUUGAGGGUCUGACCUGGGUACCGGUGGUAAGAAUAUUUUUUAUUUGGGACCUAUAUUCUUUUAAGUCAACGUAACCUGCUGGUACGUUGUCUCAGAGACUAACAAUGCGGAAGACGUGAGUUUGCUGGCCCUUUUCUACUUUUUAGGCCUGCAGAAACCACAGUGAAGCUAACGAGAAAAGCUACUAUGCCAGGGGAAGAAAUCUCUCCUUUUCUGGCCUCCUUUCGUCAAGGGUCGUUGUUUCGUUGAUACCACAGAACUACGACACAAGCGGAGAGACUUCAGACUUGUCGCUUAGCUGUCAAUGCUUCUGACAAUUUGUAUAAAUUGUUUAACACCAGCAUUUUAGCUCCAGCUUGGUAGCCUGCGAGCUAUGGCGGACAGCAUUGGAGAUGCGUCAACCGGUGAUACACUUGGCUCUGGCGUCACCGGACAAAGCGGUGGAUCCUCGCCACAGACUUUGGCUAACUCUCUGACGGGUGCACCCCUCAUCCCCAAUACAGUUUCGGCUUUUGAGGGUGACCAGAGUGGCCUAAGCCCUGAAGGGUCCCCAAUGGAUGGCCUUGCGGCUACUCAGACGAACUUCUGGAACGCUUUUGGCGUAUCUCCACCGGUCGUGUCGGUAUCAACAAACGUACACACCUCUUCACCACUUCAGGGUGCUGGGCAAGGGGUCGCCGGGGUGGCCGAACCGGACCCCUUAACACAGGUAUACGCUGCUUCCUGGGACCCGACCCGUAGUACGGACUGGGACAAUGAAAAGACUUCACAGCCUGCAAUUUUAAGGAUAAAGAGGGAUAUCAUGUCUAUCUACAAGGAGCCGCCUCCAGGCAUGUUUGUUGUCCCUGAUCCCCAAGAUAUGACCAAGAUCCAUGCUCUGAUCACGGGGCCAUUUGACACACCAUAUGAGGGUGGUUUCUUCCUCUUCCUGUUUCGAUGCCCUCCUGACUACCCCAUCCAUCCGCCACGGGUCAAGCUCAUCACCACCGGUCAGAACACUGUCCGGUUCAAUCCCAACUUUUACCGCAAUGGCAAAGUCUGCCUCAGCAUCCUCGGAACAUGGACAGGUCCAGCAUGGAGUCCAGCGCAGAGUAUCUCCUCUGUCCUCAUUUCCAUCCAGUCUCUGAUGACAGAGAAACCUUAUCACAACGAACCUGGAUUUGAACAGGAGCGACAUCCAGGGGACAGUAAGACCUAUAACGAUUGUAUCCGUCAUGAAACCAUGAGGGUUGCUGUGUGUGACAUGCUGGAGGGCAAAGUUCCAUGUCCUGAAGCUUUGUGGAGUGUGAUGGAGAAGUCCUUCCUAGAAUACUAUGAUUUCUAUGAGGGAGUUUGCAAAGAGAGGCUGCAUCUUCAGGGACAGAACAUGAAGGAUCCAUUUGGAGAAAAGCGUGGUCGAUUUGACUAUCAGCGCCUGCAGGCUCGACUCGGCGCCAUUCAUCGACGAAUACGGGAGAAACGUGUGAUGAGCGAUCCCAAUGACGAUUCUGACUCUGAAACCAGUUCCUCUGAGACGGACCCUGACAGCCAGGGCAGCAUCCAGCCAUGACUGUAAAACACGGACGGGCCACUAAGAGAGGACACCUUUUUUGCUUCAAGAUAAAACAAAAAUAAUGUUUAAUAAAAUAUUUCCAUGUUGUAUGGUUUUGGGGGAAAAAAAGCGAUGGAGUUGCUCUCCACAAAGUGACCAUACUGCAGCAAAAGAACUCAACACUAUUCAGGAGUCAAACACUGGCAAAUUUAACCCUUGUGCUACUUUUGUAGCUUACCAGCUGUUAUUUUUAAUUCAUGUUUGGACUGGAAGAGGCUGUGCAGGUGUAUUAUACAUAGUUUAAACAUUCCCUUGUGCUUAUGAAAAAGUACAUUAAAUGACAUUGCCAUUUAAAAAGAAAUUGGUCAAACAAGUAGCACGUUGUCUUUUGAUGAUGUCCCUCAACUGUUUUUACCAUUUCCAUUUAAAAAGAAAUUGGUCAAAUAAAUAGCACGUUGUCU
Messenger RNA from Phycodurus eques (leafy seadragon), 2065 nucleotides. RefSeq names its product ubiquitin-conjugating enzyme E2Z (gene ube2z). The record is from RefSeq and is a predicted model, not a curated record. Gene Ontology annotation, biological process: negative regulation of apoptotic process. Gene Ontology annotation, molecular function: cysteine-type endopeptidase inhibitor activity; ubiquitin conjugating enzyme activity. Lineage: Eukaryota; Metazoa; Chordata; Actinopteri; Syngnathiformes; Syngnathidae. Gene Ontology annotation, cellular component: nucleus. The transcript has 7 exons. Bases 447 to 1622 code for a protein of 391 amino acids.